Messenger RNA from Sphaerulina musiva SO2202, 1638 nucleotides. RefSeq names its product WD40 repeat-like protein. Gene Ontology annotation, biological process: proteasome-mediated ubiquitin-dependent protein catabolic process. The record is from RefSeq and is a predicted model, not a curated record. Gene Ontology annotation, cellular component: Cul4-RING E3 ubiquitin ligase complex. Gene Ontology annotation, molecular function: protein binding. Lineage: Eukaryota; Fungi; Ascomycota; Dothideomycetes; Mycosphaerellales; Mycosphaerellaceae. The coding region runs from base 1 to 1638 and encodes 545 amino acids. The transcript is spliced from 2 exons.
AUGCAGAGCGGCAACUUUGGCCACAAUGACCGCUGUCGGCAUACUGCUUGCGGAGUCCCCCUAUCUGCAGCUACGCAACGCCAGAAGCGGAAGCUCUCCUACCGCAUGCUGCAUCGCGAGCUUGGCUUGGAGAGUCGUGGAAGGAACAACGUCUACUCCCGCCUGGCAUCUCAAUCGCUCAUUCCGGGAAAUAAAGCAGAUCUCAUUGUCAAUCUGAACGCUCGCUGCUAUUCGGGACAGUUCUCCGAAGAUGGCAGCUUCUUCUUCGCCUGUGGCCAGGAUUUCCAAGUGCGAAUGUACGAUACGAGUAAUCCGUACGAUUGGAAGUAUUACAAGACGGUGCAUUACUACGGUGGCCAGUGGACCAUCACCGACGCAUCGCUCUCACCGGACAACAAACUGCUCGCCUACAGUUCGAUUCGGAGUCAGAUCUGUCUGGCUCGCACGGAUAAAGCUGAUCAAGGCGAGCCGCAAAUGCUCGACUUUAGCGAUAUGGGCGGCGGGAAUCGAGGCGGCCGUAACGAUGCCGGCUGGGGAAGAAGUCGAGGUCACUUUGGAAUCUGGUCAUUGCGCUUCAGUGGCGACGGUUCGGAGAUUGUCGCUGGAACCUCGGACCAGAGUGUUUACGUCUACGAUCUGGAGUCGCAACGAUCCAUUCUUCGCAUUCCCGGCCAUCAAGACGAUGUCAAUGCCGUGUGUUUUGGUGACAGAAUGUCUCCUCACAUCCUGUACUCUGGUUCCGAUGAUACAACACUAAAAGUCUGGGAUCGGAGAAGUUUGGCGAGUAUGCGUCCUGCGGGUAUGUUUCUAGGACAUACCGAAGGCCUCACAUAUAUCGAUUCCAAGGGAGAUGGGAGAUAUGUGAUUUCGAACGCCAAAGAUCAAACGUGCAAGUUGUGGGACUUGCGAAAGAUGAUUUCUACCGACCAAGGGGAGCGCAUCAAUCCUCAAGAAUUCACCACACACUUUGACUACCGCUUCUCGCCGUACAGCACCUCCACUCACACGCCCCAUCCACACGACUGCAGUCUCGUCACCUUCCGCGGGCAUCGCGUAUUGAAGACUCUGAUUCGCUGUCACUUCAGUCCUGCGACCUCCACGGAUUCCCGAUAUAUUUAUUCCGGAUCCCACGAUGGAAAGAUCUACAUUUGGAACCUCGACGGCACAGAAGCUGGCACCAUCAAUGUCUUGCAAGCGACCAAGGGCAGCCGACCUCUGUCGGAUGAGAGGUUCGUCGAUCGCUACGACUACUAUGGACGGGGUGGUGUAUGGAAGACCAUUGUCCGAGACGCCAGUUGGCAUCCCAGUGCUCCCGUCAUCGCAGCCACAUCUUGGAAUGGCUGGGACCAUGGGCUGGGCACGUGUACGGUACAUUCCUGGAACGAUGGCGUUUCCACCGACGAAAACGAGGGUGAAGAUGAAGCCGAAGAAUUGAAGACUGGAGAGGCGUAUGAGCGGGCAGAGACGCUGGGAAAUGCUCCCAUGGGUGCAAGAGUGACGGCCCACCUGCAGCAUGACCAGAGGUUUUAUGAUAGUCCUCCUCCCGCCCGAGCUGCGCAGGCGAGGAGAAGCACGAGACUGAGGGAUCGCAUGGGUCUGGGCGCCCUUUUUGGAGGGGCGGAUGUUGAUGAUGAAUGA